AUGUCAUUAAUUACACAAACCAAUAAAACAUAUCCUUAUUAUGAAAAAUUUAAAGUUGAUGUAUCUACAGCAAGGGAAACUUUAUCUGCAGCAUUAAGUAUUGAUGAAAAAAAUGAAGAUUUGGAACAUAAAAAAGAAGCUAUUGCUAUGUAUGAAUUAGCUAUACGCCAAUUUCGUCAUUGUUUAAAUUUAAAUUUAGCAGGAAGAUACCCACCAUCAUUGAAACCAGAGAUAGAAAAUACAAAAAAUAUCUUGGCAAAGCAUAUAUCACAAACAAGAAAUCGAGUAACAUUUUUAAGAAAGAUGGUUAAUGGUGAUACAUCAACAACACAACAAUUUUCUUCUACACGUGAUAUGAUAACAAAUGAAGGAAAAAAUUUAUUAUUGAAAGGUGUAAAUAAAAAAUUCGGUGAAAUGUUAUUAGAAACGGUUAUAGAAAGUACAAAUGUUAAAUUUAGUGAUGUAGCUGGUAAUGAAUAUGCUAAAAGAGCCCUAGAAGAAGCAGUUAUUUUACCAUAUUUGAAUCCUUCAUUAUUUACAGGUCUUAGAAAUCCAACAAAAGGUAUAUUAUUAUUUGGACCACCUGGUAAUGGAAAAACAAUGCUUGCUAAAGCUGUUGCUAAUGAAUCAAAAUGUAUUUUUUUUAAUAUUUCUGCCGGUGAUUUAACAUCAAAAUGGGUUGGUGAAUCAGAAAAAAUUAUUACAACAUUAUUUUCAAUGGCAAGAAAUGCUAAAUCUGCUGUUAUCUUUAUAGAUGAAAUUGAUUCUAUCUUAUGUGAACGUUCCAAUUCUGAUAGUGAAGUAGGAAGGAGAAUGAAAACACAAUUUUUAAUACAAUUUGAUGGUUGUGCUACAGAUAAGAAUGAUCGUGUUUUAGUAAUAGCUGCUACAAAUAGACCAUUUGAAUUAGAUGAAGCUAUUAUAAGAAGAUUUCCUAAAAGAAUAUUUAUUGAUUUACCUAAUGAAGAUGCUAGAAUGAAUUUUAUAAAAAAUACCCUUGAACAAAAUCGUGCUUCAAAUGGUUUAUCGAUAACAGAUCUUCGAAGAAUUGCCAGAGCAACAGACAUGUAUACAAAUGCUGAUUUAAUUGCUUUAUGUAGUGAAGCAGCUAUGGUACCCUUAAGAAAUGUAUCAAGAGAUAAAAUAACAAAAAUUACGCAAUCACAAAUACGGCCAAUAACAUUUAGUGAUUUUUGUGAAGCAUUAAAAGUUAUAAGACCCUCAACAAAUAGAGAUAAUCUAGCAAAACUAGUAGAAUUUGCUAAAAAUUCUGGUCAAAUGAGUUCUAAUUCUACUUCUGCCAGAUCUGUUUAUUGA
This is a messenger RNA of Strongyloides ratti, 1317 nucleotides long. Its product is annotated as Spastin. The transcript has 2 exons. The record is from RefSeq and is a predicted model, not a curated record. Gene Ontology annotation, cellular component: microtubule cytoskeleton. Gene Ontology annotation, molecular function: ATP binding; ATP hydrolysis activity. The coding region runs from base 1 to 1317 and encodes 438 amino acids. Lineage: Eukaryota; Metazoa; Nematoda; Chromadorea; Rhabditida; Strongyloididae.